Messenger RNA from Durio zibethinus, 487 nucleotides. The record is from RefSeq and is a predicted model, not a curated record. Lineage: Eukaryota; Viridiplantae; Streptophyta; Magnoliopsida; Malvales; Malvaceae.
CCUCGUUCUCAUUCAGACCUGCAAAAAAGAAAUAUAAUAAUAAAGAAAAUAAAAUCACGAAAUCACAUUUUCGUCACCGAAUAAAGGCAGGUCUCUUUUAGCUUAUUCUUGAUCACUAUGGACAUGAAGAAGAUCUCCUGCGCUGUCAUUGUUGUCGCCGCUUCCAUGAGCGCAGUCAUGGCCUCCACUGACGCCCCAGCUGCUGCCCCAGGGCCAGCCUCCAGCGCCGCAUCCUCACCCUUGCCUGUUCUUGGGUCCUUGGUCGGGGCCUCCCUUGUAUCUUUUUUCGCUUACUACCUGCAGUAAAUCUAUGAAAACAUAUGUAUUGUACAAGAAGGUGGAGGAUUAAUAAUGUAACCUAAUUAUUAGGCUCAAAUUUAUUUGCUUGGGUUCAAUUGAUUGAAGAUUCUUUCUUCACUUCUUUUAUAUAUGACAAUAUGAAUUCCUUUUAUGAUUCUUUGCAAUAAAAAGUUAUUUUUAUGUUUUA